Molecule: messenger RNA, 324 nt
Organism: Clonostachys rhizophaga
Lineage: Eukaryota; Fungi; Ascomycota; Sordariomycetes; Hypocreales; Bionectriaceae
Source: the annotation of a GenBank genome assembly
AUGAAAGACUUCCUUCAGCAAUGCAGAAACUUCUUCGCUGGAACAUUUGAGGAAGAUCGGAAGAGAUGGCUAGGUACCUGCACCCAAGUACUCCCUUUACUGAUGAUGAAUACAAACUGGGAUGAACAGUCCCUGCAAUCCUACUUUCUGACCCAGAUCCCCGAGGAGAAGGAGUACGAGGCUCUAUUGAUCCGUUGUAUGCCCUCGCUCUGGGCUCUAGUUCGCUACUUUGCCCAGUGGCCAUUCAAUACAAGCUCCAGCCCAAUGACCAACCUAACAUUUCCUGGCCUCCUCCGCGCCAUUUGUGCGGAAGACACUAUGUGA